CCAUAAGCUCUCAUUGAGCAUCGACGAUGUCCCAAAUCUCCAGUCUUCGUUUCCUCUCUUCCAACCCUCUCUUCAAAUCCUCCUUCACUUCCACCAUCUUCCUUGAUAAACCUAGAUCUUUGUUGAAACCCUACUCCCCUUUCACUGUUCUCGCCUGCAGAAAGCCUCAUCGAAGCAGAAGCGGCGGGGGUGGUGGCCGUGGAGGCUGGAUUUUCCCGCAGAGGAGGAGUAGCGGCGGGAGUGGUACUCUGAGGGAGAAGAAGGUUGAGAUGGAGAAGGAGUUUGGGUUUAAUAAGAGACGGGCUGAAGGGAGGGACAAGAGCGGCAAGCCUAAGACCCUUCAGCUUAAGAUGAGGAAGCUCAACCCCGUCAGCACCAUUUGUUAUGUCCAGAUUUUGGGGACCGGAAUGGACACGCAAGAUACUUCACCAUCAGUUUUGCUCUUCUUUGACAAGCAAAGAUUUAUAUUUAAUACAGGAGAGGGAUUGCAGCGCUUCUGUACUGAACACAAAAUUAAGUUAUCUAAGAUUGAUCACAUGUUUCUUACUCGUGUUUGUUCCGAAACAGCUGGUGGACUUCCAGGUCUUCUACUGAGCUUAGCGGGCAUGGGGGAGGAGGGAAUGUCAGUUAACAUAUGGGGUCCAUCUGAUCUUAAUUAUUUGGUUGACGCAAUGAAAUCAUUCAUUCCCAAUGCUGCUAUGGUUCACACACAUAGCUUUGGAGCAAUGGAAAAUAGUGAUCAUACGACAUUUUCAAAUUCUGAAGCUGGAAAGCAUACAGAUCCUAUUGUUCUUAUUGAUGAUGAGGUGGUUCGGAUAUCAGCUAUUUUGUUAAGGCCACGUAAUAGUGGAAAAUUGACAGAUGUCAUGAAUGAGUCCAAUGUAUCACUUUUGACUUCUUUGGCUAGAGAACAUAACACAGAUCAAAUACAUGAUCCUCUUGUCCAAUGUUCAGACAACAUCCUUAUUAAAAAGGAAUCACCCUUAAAGCCUGGUGAUAUUGCUGUACUAUAUGCCUGUGAAUUACCUGAAAUCAAGGGAAAGUUUGAUCCUGAUAAAGCUGCAUCCCUUGGGUUGAAACCUGGACCAAAGUACCGAGAAUUGCAAUUGGGGAAUUCAGUUAUGUCUGACCGUCUUAACAUUAUGGUUCAUCCAAGUGAUGUUCUUGGUCCUUCAUCACCUGGCCCUAUUAUACUCCUUGUGGACUGCCCUAGUGGGGUUCAUAUUCCAGAUCUUUUGUCUGCAGAAUCUCUUAAAUGCUAUUACGUGGAUUCUGUUGACCAGCAAAGAGAGUGUACAAAAACUGUUAAUUGUAUAAUUCACUUGGGUCCAGCUUCUGUAACAAAGAGGUUAGAGUACCAGAAAUGGAUGGAAAGGUUUGCCCAUGCGCAACACAUCAUGGCAGGACAUGAAAUGAAAAAUGUGGAAAUCCCUAUUCUGAGGUCAAGCGCCAGGAUUUCAUCACGGCUUAACUAUUUGUGCCCUCAGCUCUUCCCUGCACCAAGUCUUCAGUCUCUGCAUAUUAAUGGCCAAUCUUUGAAACUGGAUGGUUCGUGUGAGGCCUCUUCAUCAAGUAUCUGUGAAAACAUUUCUGCUGAAAAUCUUUUGAAGUUCCAUUUACGUCCUUAUGCUCAGCUGGGGUUGGACAGAUCUGCUAUCCCAAGCUCGCUUAAAACUACAGAGGUUGUCAAUGAGCUUCUUUCAGAAAUUCCUGAAAUUGUUGAUAUUUCUACUCAUGUUAGUCAGCUUUGGCAUGGUAAUUUAGAAGAAAAUCAUGAUGCGCUGCCAAAAGAUCAUAUAGAUAUGGUGGAAGAACCAUGGAUAAGGGAAAGUGCAUGUGUUCCCAGCGAAAAUAUGGGAGAACAAAUGGCAGCAGCAUCUAGAAAUGAUUUUAGCUGUCCUAAGGGGAGUUGGGAAAACAAAGUUGAACAUAGUUCUGAGGUUCCUGCUUGUUUGAAUAAUAUAUCAAGGGAAGACAUGGAAAUCAUCCUUCUGGGGACAGGUUCUUCCCAACCAUCCAAAUAUCGCAAUGUCAGUUCUAUUUUUAUCAAUCUUUUCUCAAGAGGAAGUUUACUUCUGGAUUGUGGUGAAGGAACUUUGGCACAGCUGAAGAGAAGGUUUGGUGUUAAGGGUGCUGAUGAUGCUGUGAAGAGCUUAAAAUUCAUAUGGAUUUCCCACAUUCAUGCAGAUCAUCAUGCUGGUAUUGCUAGGGUACUUUCCCUGCGAUGUCAGUUAUUAAAGGAUGUACCUCAUGAACCCCUGCUUGUGAUUGGACCAAGGCCACUAAAACAAUUUCUGAAUGCUUAUUCCAGACUUGAAGAUCUUGAUGUGCAGUUUUUAGAUUGCAGGCACACGACAGAGGAAUCGCUGGAGUCUCUUAAUUUGGUUCGUAAUUCAGGUAAAGACUGUUCACCUGAAUAUGCAGACAAAGAUUAUGUAGGUGAGAAAAAUGAGUUUCCUAGAUCCCAAAAAUUAAAGUCAACUUUGUUUAGUCAAAGUGGAAAAAUGCAAAGCUUUUGGAAGAGACAUGGAAGCCCAGUUGAUACCACCACAGUUCUGCCACAACUAAUGAACCUGAAGCAUGUUCUCAAGGAAGCUGGUCUGGAAACAUCAUACAGUGUACCUGUUGUGCACUGCCCACAUGCAUUUGGUAUUGUUCUUAAAGCUGCUGUGAGAAUAAAUAACAUGGGAAAAAGUAUACCUGGCUGGAAGUUUGUCUAUUCAGGUGAUACCAGGCCUUGCCAAGCGUUGAUAGAUGCAUCCCAUGAUGCAACAGUUCUCAUACACGAGGCAACAUUUGAGGACAACUUGGAGGAUGAAGCAAUUGCAAAGAACCAUAGUACAACAAAAGAAGCUAUCAAGGUCGGCACGUCUGCUGGUGCGUACAGAGUGAUCCUCACACAUUUUAGCCAAAGGUACCCCAAAUUUCCUGUCUUUGAUGAGAGACACAUGCGCAACACAUGCAUCGCUUUCGACUUGAUGAGUGUUAAUGUGGCCGACUUGCCUGUUCUACCAAAGGUCCUUCCUUACCUCAAAGUUUUAUUCAGAAAUGAAAUGAUACUUGAUGAGCAGGAUGAUGCUGUCGAGUUGGCAUCGCAGCAAUAGUUUAAGACAUUCUACCUUGAUAAUUCUUCUUGAGUCAAAAACUUCAUGAUUAAUUAAUCAUCUCAAUAAAUUACAAUUGUUAGAUAGCCUAGAUUUGAGCUUCCUAGUGUUUUUUUUUUUUCAAUCUAAUGCCAAUGGAGGCUUAUUAUCCAAUUGUUCUUCAAGAGUUAAAGACUGUUUUCAAAGUUCAAUUCAUAGUGAUUGUGACACAGGAGACUUAAUUCACUUUGUGAGUUGCAAUCAAUCUUUUUUUUGUUUUUGUUUUCA
Dioscorea cayenensis subsp. rotundata (Guinea yam) is the source of this 3371-nucleotide messenger RNA. RefSeq names its product tRNase Z TRZ3, mitochondrial-like. The record is from RefSeq and is a predicted model, not a curated record. Gene Ontology annotation, molecular function: 3'-tRNA processing endoribonuclease activity. Gene Ontology annotation, biological process: mitochondrial tRNA 3'-end processing. Bases 27 to 3104 code for a protein of 1025 amino acids. Gene Ontology annotation, cellular component: mitochondrion. The transcript is spliced from 12 exons. NCBI's taxonomy places the organism in Eukaryota, Viridiplantae, Streptophyta, Magnoliopsida, Dioscoreales, Dioscoreaceae.